This is a messenger RNA of Bombina bombina (fire-bellied toad), 1221 nucleotides long. It is a transcript of the gene SPEF1, whose product is annotated as sperm flagellar 1. Gene Ontology annotation, biological process: regulation of cytoskeleton organization. Bases 62 to 754 code for a protein of 230 amino acids. Gene Ontology annotation, molecular function: microtubule binding. NCBI's taxonomy places the organism in Eukaryota, Metazoa, Chordata, Amphibia, Anura, Bombinatoridae. The transcript has 7 exons. The record is from RefSeq and is a predicted model, not a curated record. Gene Ontology annotation, cellular component: axoneme.
UUAACUAUAAUAUUAUUCUAAAGAAUUCUAAAGAUCAUCAGCAGCAGAUCCCAAUAACAGGAUGCCUGGGGUGGACUUUGAUGAAGAAAAUCUGCAUGAUCUGUAUGCCUGGGUGGACAAAAUCCCACUGUCUAGACCCAAAAGAAACAUAGCUAGAGAUUUCAGUGAUGGAGUGCUAGUGGCAGAAUUGGUAAAAUUCUACUUCCCCAAACUUGUUGAGAUGCACAACUACGUUCCAGCAAACUCAUCACAGCAGAAACUGAGCAACUGGACCACCCUGAACAAAAAAGUUCUCAGUAAAUUGAACUUCUCUGUCCCCUAUGAUGUGAUCCGCAAAAUUAUUCAGUGCUCCCCAGGGGUGGUGGAGCUCGUAAUUAAUACUUUACGGCACAAGAUCGAAGAGAAGCAGAAACAAAAUAAAAUGGAAAAGGAGACAAACGCAUCCCCCGAAGCAAUAACUCCCGCAGAUUCAGGGUAUGUCGCCAAACAUAAAAGUAAUGGAAUAGAACAUAGCCCGAGACAUCCUGCAAAAGGUGAAAAUUCAAGUAAAUCCCAGCUUGGCUACUCGCAAAAUGCCAGUACUGACACCAGUUUACGCAUUCAAAUAGCAGAGAAGGAGCAGGCACUGCUAGAGUCUCAAGAAACUGUUCAGAUUUUGCAGGCUAAAGUACGCCGGUUAGAGCAGCUACUGCACCUAAAAAGUGUUCGUAUUGAUGAUCUAACUCGUCGCCUGCAAGAAGCAGAGAAGAAGUGAAUAAACCACAAGAACAGGACGCUUCUAUAGUUUAUCUAUUUUUUUUACAAGGGGUUUCAAUAUUUUCACAUUAAUUCUGUUUAUCAAAAUAUAUAAACACAUACUUUUGAAAUGAUCUUUUCACGAACAUGAACAGAGGAUAUAGUGCAAACUAUCUGCCAUCCCAAGUGCAAACAUGAAAUCUAUUGUUUCCCAAGCAAUUGGUGUAAUACAAGGAAGAUUUUAUUUGACAUUUUGUGCGUGUUAACAGUUACGUGCAAGCAAAAAGGGGUUUAUUGUGGGGGUUUGCACACAUCGGGUUUACCGCUCCUAUUACAAGUUGAAAGUAAACACAAUCGCUUGAGCGUAAUCGCGAAUUAUGCUAGAAUAAUUACUGUGUUCUCAGAGCUCUGGUUAACUGUUUUGUGAAACAAAAAAUUAUAAAGGCUCAAAGAUAGGAGGUCUUAGGUGUUACAAAAAAAAGACAG